CUUGCCUCUCAUUCCUUUGUUCCACAUUCACUUCCCUCAGUUUAAAAGCUCAGUGUUUCCCAUUACUGGUCGCUGGUUCCUCCCAUUCACUACCCUCUUGUGUUUUCUGCUGGCUUUAUGUUUCCUCGUGGGAGAACUCAGAUAAAAUGAGUACAACCAGCACGCCUGUGUCCCGGGUCCGUCCAGGAUGGAACUCUUCCUCUUUAAACAAGAACUGUCUGUCCCCGGCAGCCUGCAGCACUCCGCUGCUGGCAGCCUUCCCUGGCAAUGAUGAUGAGCAGGAACGUCGUCAGCGCAGGAGAUCGAGAGUCAUCGACCUUCAAGCUGCCAACGAUUCUUCCUUUACGGACUCUGCUUCUCACAGUGCUGUGGGGACUCCUGCUGCUGUACCCAAGCUGUCGAAUGCUCAGAUCUCAGAGCAUUACUCCACCUGCAUAAAACUUUCAACUGAGAAUAAAAUCACAACCAAAAAUGCUUUUGGUCUGCAUCUGAUUGAUUACAUGGCUGAUAUUCUAAAACAGAAGGAUUCUGAGAUCACUAACUUCAAGGUGGCAGCUGGUACUUUGGAUGCCAGUACAAAGAUCUAUGCUGUGAGAGUGGAUGCUGUCCAUGCUGAUGCCUACAGAGUGUUGGGCGGUCUUGGGGCUGAGACAAAACCUGGAGAGAACCACUGUCUGAAGGACAGGGAUAAUGAGGAGGCAUCGGGAGGGGACAUGACCGCCAAGCAGCCAAAGAAAAAGAGGCCUCCUAAAAAGACGGUGGAGCAGAACCUGAGCAACAUCAAUAGUACAGAGUCUGAGAGGAGGUGUGAGGUGGACCCAAUGUUUCAGCGGAUGGCCUCAUCCUUUGAUGAGAGCAGCACAGCAGGAGUCUUUCUGUCUGUUCUGUUCAGUGAGAACAGUCGCUGUGAGCUGCUGUUUCCCUCUCAAAUGAUCCUCCUGCAGUCCAGACCCUCUCACUCUCCACCAUCUCCUCAGAGAGUCUCUGUAUCACCAUUCAAGGCUGGACUACAACGUUCCCAGCAGAAAAGCUGCAUCUGCCCCUCAUUGCAGGACUUCUCAUUCACAAGCUGGAACCCUGAGCAGACCACGAAUCAGCUCCUGGAGAAGAUGAAGCAGGGCGAGCACGUGUUCGAUGUGAAUGCUGAGCCGGAGCCAGAAGAAGACGACUGUCCUGACUUUGAUGCUGAUUAUGAGGAGGGAUUUGCUGACGGUGAGGAAGGAUCAAAGGAGCACAAGGAGGGUUGUGAGACCAUCGGUUCUGGCAAAGGAAGAGACGUGAUUCCCAUUGGAGAAGGAGACAUCGCCACCAUGUGUCUGCAGCUUUCCUCUCAGCCCAGAGAAUAUUCUUACUUCAGCCCCAGGACCAUGGCCACAUGGGCCGGCCCCGGAUACUGGCAGUUCAAACCUAAACAUAAGUUGGAUCAUGUUCCUGACAAAGAGCCACGAAAAAGGAAGCCCAAGAAGAUAUUUGAAAUAGACUUCAGCGUAGAUGUCAAUUUUGACACAUACUUCCGCACCACAAGGGCAGCCACAACUAACAGCAAGUCUGCCCUCAGUGCCAGCAACAAGAAGACAACCCUACCUGCAGAUUUCAAGUUUGCCCCAGAGAAGCUUUCCCAGCUCAACCUCAAACCCUCCAGCUCGUUGAGCCAAGAGGCCCAAAAGAGGCUGUCUGGUGAGCUUGGAGAAGGCAUCGGUGAUUAUGACUACAACAACGCCAACGAUACAGCCAAUUUCUGUCCAGGUCUUCAGGGCGGUGACAGUGAUGAAGAUGUUGAAGGCUUUGCUGGUUCAGGUGACAGUAUGCCUCCACCUUCACAAGACCUCGAGGAGGUGUCCACAUACGGGGAGGAAGAUCUAGUACCUGAGCCGCACAGGGUGAACAAAAUUGAAAUCAACUAUGCCAAGACAGCAAAGAAAAUGGACAUGAAGAGGCUGAAGAACAGCAUGUGGACUCUUUUGACUGAAAGCCCAGAAAAAACAAAAAAGCAGGUGGAGGUGACUGCAGAGAGUCCAGUGUGUGGAGAGAAAGCCUUCAGUCAAACCACAAAAACUCUGCUUCAAAGAUUACCAAGCACUAUGGCUCAGAACCUGUCAGUACCGUUGGCGUUUGUUGCCCUACUUCAUCUUGCUAAUGAAAAGAAUCUGGAGCUGGUGAAGCUUGAUGACAUGUCAGAUAUCAUAAUCAGACAAGGCCAGUGAGCUGACCAGAACAACUGAGGAUUUAAUUGAAGAUUUGGAUUUUCAUUACCAUUCUCUACACUUUCUACAGCCUUGCUUUUCAUAUCUGAUGUUUAUCUAUUUUAAACAUGUUUUUAAGUCUCUUUUCUAGUCUUUAUGUAACAGAUUUCACCAAAGAAGAAUCUGCUAUUAUUCCUUCUAAUAGCAGAACUUCUUCAACUCUUUACUUUCUCCAUUUAUGUGUGUAGAUAAUUAUAACUGCACAAAAAUCCAUUAUCAAAAGAAAUAAAAUGUUUUUUUCAUAAA
Girardinichthys multiradiatus is the source of this 2489-nucleotide messenger RNA. RefSeq names its product non-SMC condensin I complex, subunit H (gene ncaph). Gene Ontology annotation, biological process: mitotic chromosome condensation. The record is from RefSeq and is a predicted model, not a curated record. The transcript has 18 exons. Gene Ontology annotation, cellular component: condensin complex. NCBI's taxonomy places the organism in Eukaryota, Metazoa, Chordata, Actinopteri, Cyprinodontiformes, Goodeidae. Gene Ontology annotation, molecular function: chromatin binding. Bases 147 to 2204 code for a protein of 685 amino acids.